AACCAGUAGACUAGGUCAACGAAUUUAUUAUUAUUAUUAUCAUUGUUAAAUGUGUUAUUAUAUAAUAUAAGAAAUAAUUGUAACCGCCCAAUACAAGAAAAUUAUGAAACGUUUCCAUUUAAAUAUGAAUAAGUGCCACCACUGAUAGCAUAACGAUUUAAGUGACUUCAUUAAAAUGCAUACGAUUUGACAUUGCUACCUCUAUUUAAAUAAAAACUUUCUUUUUAUUUACCAGACGAAAAUUCAAAUAGUUGUUGAAAAAUAUCCAGAGAAUCAACAGUUGUUUCUAAUUACGAUAAGCACUCUUCCAUGGAAAUGAAGAAACAAGUUGUGCCGUUAACGCGGUUUUUCGACAUCGAUCUCGAUUUGUGUUAGAAGCAUGUGUAUCUGAAAUGAUAAUUCCACUGACUGUGUUGUGGUUUUAUAUCUUAUCACGUAAGUAGAGCAAUUUUUACCAAAAACACCACUUUAUUUAUCUAGAAAUUUGCACUGUUGCAAAUUCUUUGCAACUGCUUUUCGGUGACUGCCCUAUUUAUUACGAAGAACCAUGCAAUACCAACAUGGUCAAAUUUUUUCUCACCGCGGGUACAGCGAAUUUAUCGAGUUACCACCAAAUAAACCCUUUCAAAGUACACUUACCCGAAAAAUUCGAUAAACUAGCACCAAUCAAAAUUUUGAUUCAUGGUUAUGGGGGUUUGGGUAUCGACAAGGCUAUCAAAAGCGUCAGGAAAUCUUAUCACGAAAUCGGAUACAAUGUUAUUUUAGUCGAUUGGGGGCCUCUGUCAGAAGUGCCUUGCUACGCCACUGCUUAUUUGAACACUUGGCACGUAGGACAAUGUGUAGCAAUUUUAGCAGUAAGCUUAAUCCCGUUGGGUAUCUCCCCAAGCUCCCUGCAUUUAAUCGGGUUUAGUCUAGGAGCACAUAUAGCAGGCUUUGCGGGAGCUAACAUUAACAGAGCUUUGAAAAUUCUUCCUGCAAGGAUAACAGGCCUAGAUCCUGCACUUCCCUUCUUUGCAACACCUAACAAAGAAUGGAAACUAGAUCCUUCUGAUGCGAAAUUCGUGGAUGUGGUUCAUACAAGUGCUGGAACUUUUGGAAAAGUGGAAGCACUUGGACAUGUCGAUUUUUACAUGAAUGGGGGAGCUUUGCAGCCGGCUUGCUAUCAAGCACCUUAUCCUCCGUUAUGUAGCCACAUAAUGGCAGGUUUAUAUUUUGCCGAGUCUAUCAAAAACAAGAAGAGUUUUAUCGGAGUACAUUGUGAAAAUAUUGCCAAUUAUAUCUUAGGAUUGUGCUCUAAAAACACCAGGGGUGUCAUGGGAGAAUUUACCAAUAAACGGAUCAGAGGAAGUUUCUAUAUUGAAACUUCCAACUCCACGCCUUUUGCCCUGGGUUACGCAUUUGAAAACUUUAUAUUUAGUUAGUUUAUUUUUUUGUAUAAAUAAAGUACAAAGGUUUUAUCAAAAUUGACUUUACUUUAGAAUAUGUUAAUUCGCACAGUACAUAAUUUUCAAAUUUAUGCUAAUUUAGGUGGAAAAAGGAAGGAUUAAACGUGGAAAUACCAAAUUUAGAUUAUGCUGAAUUUAGGUAAGUAAUAAUAAAGAUAAAGCUUGUUACAAAUUGCUGUAAACAAUCGAUUAUAUGAGAAAAGUCAUAAGCCAGAUAUGUUUAUGUUUGAAACAGGUAUUGAAAUUGAAUUUAGGUAUUGUUUAUUGAAGAUUCGUGUUUUCUAGGACGCUCUCAUUUUUUAUUAUCAUUUUAAUUUUAUACAGGGUGAAUAUAAAGUAGAACCAAGCGUUUUUCCUCCAAGAAAUAAUAAUUAAUAUAAUUUA
Messenger RNA from Tribolium madens (black flour beetle), 1829 nucleotides. Its product is annotated as lipase member I-like. Gene Ontology annotation, biological process: lipid metabolic process. The record is from RefSeq and is a predicted model, not a curated record. Bases 561 to 1421 code for a protein of 286 amino acids. NCBI's taxonomy places the organism in Eukaryota, Metazoa, Arthropoda, Insecta, Coleoptera, Tenebrionidae. The transcript has 4 exons. Gene Ontology annotation, molecular function: lipase activity.